CUAUCUCAUUGAAAAGGAGACAAGGAGUAAAAUAAAAUAAACGUUCAUAUUGUUUGGCAAAUUAGUUCUUAUAUAUGUUAUUUAGUGAUUUGCAUCUAAGUUGCAGAAAUAGACCAAUUUCGGAAAGUCAAUCGUAUUGGUAAUAAAUUUGUUAAUAGUGUACAAAUACAGAAAAUAACGACAUGAAUCCUAUGUCCGUGGACAGGGAUGAGCCUUCAUCUUUGUCUUCAUUUUCCACAAAUCACCCACUGGAACAAUUCGUGCUAUUAGCAAAGGGUGCCAAAGGUUUCGCCUGUGCCGAACUAAUAAAGCAAGUACUAGAAGCUCCCGGGGUACAUGUUUUCGGCGAACUUCUAGAAAUGCCAAAUAUCAAAGAGUUGGAAACUGGACCCUAUGCAACACACUAUAAGACAUUAAAUCUAUUUGCAUAUGGCACAUAUAAGGAAUAUCUAGAGAACAAGUCUGAAUAUUUGGAACUCACUCCAGUACAAUGCAAGAAACUACAACACCUGACCAUUGCAACGCUGGCAACACAAGAGAAAUGUAUACCAUAUAGUGUGCUCCUAAAGGAAUUAGAUAUUAAAAAUGUUAGAGACUUGGAAGAUUUAAUUAUAGAAGCAAUUUAUGCAGAUAUUAUUCACGGUAAACUGGAUCAAGAAUGUAAGCGUGUAGAGGUUGAUGUUGCUCUUGGUAGGGAUGCAAGGCUGGAAGAUGCGUCUGGUAUUGCAGAUGUGCUGGCCGACUGGUGCAACGCCUGUGAAGCUGUGCUCAGUUCUGUAGACAGGCACAUACAGCGAGCUAACCAUCAUAAACAAAAAGCAUUAAGACAUCAACAGGGCAUUGAACAGGAGAUAUCAUAUAUAAAGAAGACAUUGAAGACGCAAGCGGAGAACGACGAGUCGGGCGCGGGCGGCGGCAGUGAGACGCACUCCGCGCCUAAAAAGGCUUCGGGCAAAAGCAAGACUCCUCGUAAUGCAUCCAAGUUCUGGCACAAGAACACAUAAUGCUUCCCACCAAUGUACAUAACUUGUGAUAUGUUAAU
Molecule: messenger RNA, 1042 nt
Organism: Papilio machaon (common yellow swallowtail)
Lineage: Eukaryota; Metazoa; Arthropoda; Insecta; Lepidoptera; Papilionidae
Gene: CSN7
Product: COP9 signalosome complex subunit 7b
Exons: 4
Coding region: 183-1004 (273 amino acids)
Biological process (GO): COP9 signalosome assembly
Cellular component (GO): COP9 signalosome
Source: RefSeq, a predicted model, not a curated record